GAGAGAGAGAGAGAGAGAGAGAGAGAGAGAGAGAGAGAGAGAGAGCUGCCUUAUAGCUGCUAAGACUACGGACAGAAAUAGCACAACCACUGUGAGCUGUGCGCGACUCAUUUUAUCCAAGACCACAUUUUAUCUACUUUCAUUAAUCAGUUGCUCAGAAAGAAGGAAAUGACAUCUGGUCCAUUCUUCUUCUGCAUCUUCAUUAUUGGAAAAUAUUUCGCUCCUGGGAGUGCACAGAAUGUCAGCUGUCCCCUCGGCUCCUUCCCCUGUGGGAACAUCACCAAGUGCUUGCCUCAGCAGCUCCACUGCAAUGGUGUGGAUGACUGUGGGAACCAAGCUGAUGAGAAAAACUGUGGAGACAACAAUGGGUGGUCUCUACAAUUUGACAAAUACUUUGCUGCUUACCACAAACUGAGUUCCACGAAUCCCUUAGCGGUGAAAUCUUCUGAAUGCUUGGUUGGCUCUGUGCCCAUGCAUUGUUUGUGCCGAGAUCUAGAACUUGACUGUGAUGGAGCCAAUUUACGAGCUGUCCCGUCAGUUUCUUCCAAUGUGACUGUAAUGUCCCUGAAGAGGAACUUCCUGAGAGCACUUCCUCCCAACGGCUUCAGAAAGUACCAUGAGCUCCAAAAGCUGUGCCUGCAAAACAACAAGAUUCGCUUCGUGUCGGUCUCCGCUUUCAGAGGACUGCACAGCCUCACUAAGCUGUACCUCAGUCAUAACCGAAUAACCUUCCUGAAACCAGGAGUUUUUGAAGACCUCCACAGACUGGAAUGGCUGAUAAUUGAAGACAAUCACCUCAGUCGAAUUUCCCCACUCACAUUUUACGGACUAAAUUCUCUUAUUCUCUUAGCGCUGAUGAAUAAUGUCCUCACCCGUUUGCCUGACAAACCCCUCUGUCAGCAUAUGCCCCGGCUACAUUGGCUGGACUUUGAAGGCAACCACAUCCAUAAUUUAAGAAAUUUGACUUUUAUCUCCUGCAAUAAUUUAACAGUCUUGGUAAUGAGGAAAAACAAAAUUAAUCACAUAAAUGAACAUGCAUUUACACACCUCCAGAAACUAUAUGAACUGGAUUUGGGAAUCAAUAGGAUUGAAAUUCUUCCACCGAACGUAUUUAAGGACCUGAAGGAGCUGUCACAAUUAAAUAUUUCCUAUAAUCCAAUCCAGAAAAUUGAAGUAAAUCAAUUUGAUUAUCUUGUGAAACUGAAGUCUCUCAAUCUAGAGGGAAUUGAGAUUACAAAUAUCCAACAAAGGAUGUUUAGGCCUCUCGUGAAUCUCACUCACAUAUAUUUUAAGAAGUUCCAGUACUGCGGAUACGCGCCACAUGUGCGCAGCUGUAAGCCCAACACAGAUGGGAUUUCAUCCUUUGAGAACCUCUUGGCGAACAUCAUCCAGAGAGUCUUCGUGUGGGUCGUGUCUGCCGUCACCUGCUUUGGAAACAUUUUUGUCAUUUGUAUGCGACCAUACAUCAGGUCUGAGAACAAGCUGCAUGCCUUGUCCAUCAUUUCUCUCUGCUGCGCUGACUGCCUAAUGGGAGUGUAUUUGUUUGUGAUCGGAGCCUUCGACCUCAAGUUUCGGGGAGAGUACAACAAGUAUGCCCAGCCGUGGAAGGAGAGCGCCCAUUGUCAGUUCAUGGGGUCUCUGGCCAUUCUGUCCACGGAAGUAUCCGUUUUACUGUUAACGUUUCUGACGCUGGAAAAGUACAUCUGCAUUGUGUAUCCUUUCCGGUGUUUAAGGCCCCGGAAGUGCAGAACCAUCACAACUCUGACUUCCAUCUGGAUUAUUGGGUUUGUGGUGGCCUUUGCUCCGCUCAGCCAUAAGGGAUUCUUCAAAAACUACUAUGGCGCCAACGGAGUGUGCUUUCCUCUCCAUUCAGAAGACUCGGGAAGUACUGGAGCCCAGAUUUAUUCAGUGGUGAUUUUUCUCGGUAUUAACCUGGUGGCAUUUAUCAUCAUCGUGUUCUCCUACGGCAGCAUGUUUUACAGUGUUCAUCAGAGUGCCAUAACAGCAGCUGAAAUACAGAAGCAAGUCAAGAGGGAGAUGAUCCUCGCCAAGCGCUUUUUCUUGAUUGUGUUUACAGACGCAUUAUGCUGGAUUCCCAUUUUUAUUCUGAAAUUUCUUUCACUGCUUCAGGUGGAAAUACCAGAUACUAUCAGCUCUUGGGUGGUGAUUUUUAUUCUGCCUAUCAACAGUGCUUUGAACCCAAUUAUCUAUACUUUGACCACCAGACCUUUCAAGGAAAUGAUCCAUCAACUCUGGUACAACUACAGACAAAGAAGGCCUGCUGACCGAAAGGGGACUCAGAAGGUAUAUGCUCCAUCAUUCAUCUGGGCGGAAAUGUGGCCCUUGCAGGAGAUGCCCACUGAGUUCAUGAAGCCAGUGGUUUUCACAGACCCCUGCGAUCUGUCACUAGUUUCUCAGUCAUCUAGACUCAAUUCUUACUCAUGACUGGCUCUGGAAAACAUUCUCAGAGAAUACUGUGAAGUGCUUCUAGACAAAUUUGCCGAUAUGAAGUAUAUACCACCAAAUGUGUAACUUAUGGUUAAGACAAGUUCACUUAGAGUGACCAAGGCGGGGAAAGAUAGCUGGUGUUCACACAAAGAGAAAUAAUUACACCGACAAUGUGUGCAUGCAUAUCAGUACAUAUUUGCAUAGGAAACGAAGGAAAUCUAUUUCUAGCAUGCAUUUAUGCACACUGCAUGGAGAUAAAGUGCUGGGCACACGCAAUACAAAGCCUUUUUAUCUUCAUAUUGUCUUUAACAACUAAGCGCAAAUUCUGCCCACAGCUCCUAGAUUCCUCUGUUAUGCAUAUCAGCAAACAUAAGACCCAUAGACAUUUUAAAAUUAAAGUCUCAAGUUUUAUCAUGCUCAAAAAUAACAGCAUCAGGUAACAUGCGCAGAGACAGGGAGAUGCUUAGCAGAUAAAAGUGAUGACUAUACAAGCAUGCUGGCCUGAGCUCAGUAUCCGGAUCCCAUGCAAAGGUGGAAGGAGAGAACAGACUCUGGGAAACUGUCCUUUGACCUCGACUCAUGUGACAUGCCAUGUGUGUCCACACAUGCGCAUCACACACACACACACACACACACACACACACACACACACACGGGGUGUGAUAGAGCAUACCUGUAACCCCAGUGCUGGGGAGGGAGGCAGAGACUGGAGGGUCCCCAAGGCUUGCUAACUAGCUAUUGGGAAGACACUCAACGUCAGCCUCUGACUUCCGCACACACGUGUGUGCUCACCCCUAUAUACAACAGACACACACAGAUAAAGGAGGAAGGCAAGCUUUGCUACAAACUCAGAACCAGCGCUUUUCUGUCACUCCCGACCCGUUUUCUUUUGCCUUCGCUUUAAGUGAGCAUCACAUGAGCAAACGAACAGGACAGCAGGUAGGAAUAUUGCAAAGCCGGAAAAGGGAGGAUGAGGGCGUUUGAAUCAAUGCAAGUCCAAUUCAGAGAAGAAAUAAGCCUUCAUGUCUCAACCAACUGGUUAUUUAAAAGGGUGACAAGACACAUGUACCCUAACAAAACUAAAUCAAGAGGAUAUAAACAACUCAUAUCCACAACCAGCAAGCAAAACUCUAAAGAAAGCCUAACGCCAAUGCUCCUCCAACCGUCCCUCAGAUGGGAAGUGAAGGGCACCAGCAAACUCACUCUAUGAACCCGGCACAGCCCUGAUCAAAACCAGAUACGAGUGCAACAAAAGAAUAAAAACUAUCCACCAAUUUCCUGGCAAAUAUAGAUGCAAAGAUUCUCAGUAAACACCCCAAAUCAAAGUCAAGAACAGGCUGGGAAAAACCUCACACCAUGAACAACUUUGUGUCAUCCGUUUCAUCCAGUGAUACAAGCUUGUUAGUCAAAUACACACAAAUCAACAAAGCUAAUAUAACACAAAAGUAGAAAAGGAUAGAUCUCAUAUGAUUAUUUCAAGAGACACACACAAAAAAAGGUCUUUGGCAAAAUUCAACAUCCUUCAUGAUAAAAGUCCUGUAGAAACUGAGAAAGGGACAGAUGCUGGCAUAAUAAAGUUAUAGCUGACUGGACUAAAUGGGAAGCGGAUGAAGGCGUUUCCUCUAAAGUAGGGAAUGCGACAGGAGGGCUACUCAGGGGCCCCACAAGUGUUGCGGGUGGAGAAUGAAACUCAGCACUGAGUUUUCAGGUGCUGGGCCACAACUUCCAGCAUCUGACCUUAUUUGUUUUUUCUUACACACGGUAAAACUUUGGACAGAGGUUUCCAAGUGACAGUGAUCCCAACACAGCCUGAGGCACAGCUACACAGAAACUCCCUAGCAAAGCAGCAGAGCACCAGUGAUGAGUUCAGUGAUAAACAGUGCUCCUGCCUCAGGCCUAAGGAGGAGGGAGCUGUAAUAAGCAAAAGGGCAGUUUCUAUUGGUGGAGGCUGCAGAGUACCUGGGACUUCUUUUAUAAGGAUGGGUUCUAGUCUCUGAGAGACAAAGCUCAGGAUUGGAGCCUAAACAAUGCCCAGGAUUGGGGGGGAAGGGGGGUUGUAUGGAGAUUCAGGAAGACUGGCUUCAUAGAAUAGCAAAAACAUCACCAGGUUGUCAAGACAACAUUCACUCCAGCCUUCCGGUGACCAAGCAUCAGUCCUUUGGAGCAAAUAGGCCUCUGUGUUUAACAAUUCUGGUUCCUCCAAUGCCUUCUUUAAGCUGUGCUUCCUAGAAGUGCCCACUUCCAUAAUUCCCUGUUGGGGAAGUCCUGUGCAUUUGUCAAUAAAGCACUGUCUGGCCAAUAGGGAAUCUAGAUAGGAGGGACUAGAAGUCCAGAAGGACUCUGGGUAAGAGAAACACAAUAUUCAAGAUGUGAC
Molecule: messenger RNA, 4822 nt
Organism: Mesocricetus auratus (golden hamster)
Lineage: Eukaryota; Metazoa; Chordata; Mammalia; Rodentia; Cricetidae
Gene: Rxfp1
Product: relaxin family peptide receptor 1
Exons: 18
Coding region: 169-2445 (758 amino acids)
Biological process (GO): G protein-coupled receptor signaling pathway
Cellular component (GO): membrane
Molecular function (GO): protein binding; G protein-coupled receptor activity
Source: RefSeq, a predicted model, not a curated record